Scatophagus argus is the source of this 2841-nucleotide messenger RNA. Its product is annotated as trace amine-associated receptor 13c-like. Gene Ontology annotation, cellular component: membrane. The transcript has 2 exons. Gene Ontology annotation, molecular function: trace-amine receptor activity. The record is from RefSeq and is a predicted model, not a curated record. Gene Ontology annotation, biological process: G protein-coupled receptor signaling pathway. Bases 251 to 1237 code for a protein of 328 amino acids. Lineage: Eukaryota; Metazoa; Chordata; Actinopteri; Scatophagidae.
GUCCACCCGGAAGAGCUGGAGGAAGGCAUUUUGCAUUACAUGCAGAGUCUGAGCUGAUCUACCCAUCACUGCUGUGUAUAUUUAGCUCCAGUUGCUGCAGAGGAGGAGGAGGGACCUCAGUAUCGUAGAAAGCAAAUCAGCUGUAGUAGGGACAAGGGAAUGAAGAAGAGAGAAGUUAAAUCAGCUCUAUAGAGAGGUUUGAUCACAAAGCUGCCAAGGCUCAGCAGCCUGUCCACAUCCUUUUUCUCUGAUGAUGGAGACUCUGGAAGAAAGUGAACUCUGCUUUCCACAACUCUUCAACACCUCUUGUAGGAAGCUAAAACGCCCACACACUGAGACAGUGUUUAUCUAUGCACUGCUGGCCUUCAUUUCUCUGCUCACUACCACUCUCAACCUGCUGGUCAUCAUCUCCAUCACCCAUUUCAAGCAGCUCCACACUCCUACCAACUUCCUCAUCCUCUCCUUGGCUGUCUCAGAUUUCUUCGUGGGCCUCCUGAUGUCCUUUCAGAUUCUCCUCACAGAUGGCUGCUGGGUUCUUGGUGACCGCAUGUGUGCUUUGUUUUGCAUUUUAGAUUUCAUUAGCACUUCUUCCUCAGUAGGAACCAUGGUCCUCAUAUCAGUUGACCGCUAUGUAGCUAUUUGUGAUCCUCUGCAUUACUUCAGUAAAAUUACUGUGAGAGAAGCAACAAUCUGUAUUUGUCUUUGUUGGGUCUGCUCUGUUCUAUACAACGGUCUCAUAAUGAAGGAGAACUUGAAACAACCAGGCAGGUAUAAUUCCUGCACUGGAGAGUGUGUGGUUGUCAUUAACUACAUUGCAAGUGUUGCUGACCUUAUUUUGACUUUUAUUGGUCCUGUCACUGUCAUCAUAGUUCUGUAUAUGAGAGUAUUUGUUGUGGCUGUGUUUCAGGCUCGUGCCAUGAGGUCUCACAUUACAGCUGUCACACUAUCAGAGACUGUGCCUGCUAAGAAAUCAGAGAUGAAAGCAGCGAGGACUCUUGGCAUCAUUGUUAUUGUGUUUCUGAUAUGCCUUUGCCCAUAUUACUGUUCCUCUCUUGUAGGCCAGAACACGUUGUUUAGCAUUACAUCUGUGCCCUUAGAAACCUGGCUCUUCUAUAUUAACUCUUGUUUAAACCCAUUAAUCUAUGCUUUUUGCUAUCCUUGGUUUAGAAAAUCAAUUAAACUCAUUGUAACAUUUAAGAUACUUCAUCCUGACUCCUGUGAGGCCAACAUAUUGUAGAGACAGACAUCUUUUCUGUGAAAAAUAAAUCAAGGUUUGGUUAAAUGUUUAUUUAUGUCAUUUAAUUUACAAAUCACACUGGCCUGUGCAAAUGUAAAAUAUGUCACUUGUAUUUUAUAACGCUCAUAUCACAGAAAUAUAGAGAAGGUGUGAUUAUGUGUCAUGCUCUUCAUUUUUUAUAUACAGUUACUUCCAUAUACUGUGUAACGUACUACUACUUUCAUUGUCUGCCUUUCAUGGUCACCUGUUAACUCUAGCUCAUACACAUCCUCUGUGUUAUAUGCAUGAUAUAGCUUGUUGUGAGUGAGAGGGCUCUGUAUUAGUCAAAUAUUGAAAAACGAAUUUCAAAUUUAUUUUCAAGAUAACCCCAAUAUCGAUUUGCUCAAAAUAAAUUUCAACCAAAAGCAUCAAUUUUUGGUAAUAAACCCAUGAAGGUAACAUUUUAAUGUGCUUUAUGAGCACACUUUAAACUCUUUGGGUGGUUUCAAACAAACUCAAGUUUGUUUACUUGGUUACUGUGGUUUGUUUGAGCUGAUGUGAAAGCUGUCAGUCAAACCCUGGUGCAAACCAAACAACUAAACCUGAACUGCUUCAAUAGGUGAUUCUGAAGAGUUGACCAAUGACUGCAUGGUAAUAAGCCACAUUGCUUUGCUGUACAAGAUGCCUUGUUACUUCCUCAUUCUAUGUAUUCAUAACAUGCUGCUGAUUUACAGAGUAAUAACACUGAUAAUGUUUAUAGUUAUUCCUUUGUCAGCUCUUUGUGACACCAAAGAACAUAAGUACACACAUCAGAAAUCCAACACGACUCGGUUUAGAUGUGCAAUCAGCUUCUGUUGGUUGGAGAAGGCAAAAUGUGGUUCCAUAUGUAUGUAUGUACUAAAUGCACAGUUUCAUGUGGUAACCGAAAUUAUAACCUGAAAAUUGGAUCUGAACAGCAUAAGAUAAAGAAUUCUGAUAAAUGUCAUAGUGAACUGACUUUUUAACUGCAUUAUGAGACUGAAACAUUAUAUUUAUUAAAAACAUAAAUGUGGUGUAUGUAUUAACAGGAAAGUGCUGCAUUUAAAAAUAAUCAUUUAAUACUGUUGAAAUCCUACUGUAAAGUGAAUGCAGUCAUUCACAGGCUGCCUUGUCUAGUUAUUCCUAACCUAAAUUAUAUUUCCUCAUUAUGUACAAUGUGUGUCACUAGAUUUCAUUCAUGAACAAAUGCUGUCAUAAAUGUCUCUUGUUUGCAAAACUCCUCAUUGUACUUGAAACUUGAUGUCCUAAGGACUGCCUUAAGAGUUAACCAAGUGGAAACAUCCCGAAUAUCCAGUCCCGUGAUUUUGCAGUACCAGUGGAGGUCACAUUGAGCAUUUCAGAUAUAUUGACAUCUUUGGCUCUUUGUGAGUGAACUGAUGUGUAUGGUGAAAUCGAAAAGAGAUGAGCAGAUGAUACCGAAACUCAGAAGGUUGUGUCAGUCCCGUGACAUGCACACUUUCAGUGCAUCAUGCAGGAGCUUGUGUCAUAUAAAGCCAAUUUCUGUUCGACCAGCAGUCUUGACAGGUUGAGGAGACCAACCUUUACCACAGCCUAUCUCUGCACACUAGGUAUGCCCAGGUCAUAAA